Molecule: messenger RNA, 2516 nt
Organism: Mya arenaria
Lineage: Eukaryota; Metazoa; Mollusca; Bivalvia; Myida; Myidae
Product: plexin-B2-like
Exons: 12
Coding region: 263-1669 (468 amino acids)
Biological process (GO): regulation of cell shape; regulation of cell migration; regulation of GTPase activity
Cellular component (GO): semaphorin receptor complex
Molecular function (GO): semaphorin receptor activity; protein binding
Source: RefSeq, a predicted model, not a curated record
AAGUAUGUGCAAAAUAAGAUUUAUUUUCAAGAUCUGAUGUAAACACAUCAUGUCGAAGUUAAACUGGAGAUAAAAAGUCUGAUUCGGAAUAUUUUAAUUUUGAUUCAAUAUAAUUAAGCCAAAUUAUAAACGUUUAAAUUCAGUCAUGCUUUCUCAACGUACAUAUUUAAUAAGUGGUGUUGAAGCUUUUUAUUGUCAAUUUUAUUUUCAAUGGAUUUCAAUGUGGUUUUGACUUAGUUAGUAGGACAGAUUAACUUCAAAAAUGAAUUUCUUAAUUGGACUGUUAGCAAUUAUUGUGAGACUGCAGGGUGCUUAUAUUGCAAGCAACACUAUCCUCAUGAACGACAUGUUUAAGAACCUUAGUUUGAAUCAUAUGUUUAUGACGGAAAACGGAACGUCACUUUAUGUGACGGGCAAGAAUCACAUUUACCACUUAGAUACAGCGAAACAUUUUCAUGACCUAACUGAGAUUGAUAAAGUGAAAACUGGACCAAACGAUGUUGCGAACGGCGAGUUCAAAAUCGACGAUUUUACCAAUAUCGUGAUGCCGUAUGGUACAGACAAUUUCAUAACGUGCGGUAGCAGUUACACAUUCUGUCAUAAACGAUUCCUAGAAAACAUCUCUGACUGGACCAAAGGAUUUGAACCCGCCAUCAACAGCAGUGCUGCAGUGGCAUUUGUUGCUGAUUUUGAAAGUAAAAUGUACUUGUUCGUUGGGUGCCCACAUGGAAACAAGCAACAAAAGAACCUCUGUAAAAAAUUCGGGAUAUAUUGGUUUGAGAACUUUGAUAUGACACGAAAAACAACAACGUUUAAAAAUGCUGAUGACUUACUGCUGAUAACAGAUACUUAUGUUAAGGGAUUCGCUAUUGAUCAUCACCGACUGUUUUUCAGCAUACAACGAAAUAAGACAGAUAAUUCUACUGUCAGCAGAGUUGCAAAUGUUUGUCAGAAGCUUGAUUCUGCUCCGAAUACGUAUGUGGAUAUGGAACUGAAAUGUGGAGACUUCAAUUAUCUGCAAGCUGUUGCAAAGAGGUGCUUUGAAGAAGAAUGUAUAAUUGUUGCUACAUUUACCCAAGGAGAACACUCGGUCGUUUGUGCAUACCGAUUCUCGGAGAUUAAAUCGAGUUUGGCAGUCAAUGUUAAGCGAUGCUACAAUAAAACUCUUCAACUGCCUUCCGAUAUGUAUGACUACUUCCAUUAUCCGAACUAUAGGCCAUGUACUGGAGAUGCUAUCGAUCUAACCGGAAUCAACGCCACUGACGACUAUUUCUUAUGUAACGAAUACGGAUUCUCAAGUUUGAAAGACGUGAUAGGCGACACAGCCCAGCAGAUGAAUGCCAGUGUACGUCUGAACCACACGGUCGUAACUGCCCUCACCUUGGUGUCCACCCGUGGCCGUGUGCUUGCUCUACUAGGGACAGCUGAGGGAGAAAUAAUUAAGGCAUUAGUGUAUCCAAGGGAAGCGGCUAUGGUCCUGCCCUGGAGCGCUGUUGUGGAUAGUCGCCACGCAGUACUGUCGGACAUGAUUGUGUACGAAUACACAUUGUAUGCAUUCUCGGAAAAUGUGGUAAGAAAAAUAGAGUUGGCGGACUGUUCCGUGUUUUCAACUUGUGACAAAUGUAUGGAAAGCAAUGAUGUUUUUCUGUGGAUGGUGUAUGUUGGAUAAUAGGUGCACGACGAGCACAGAGUGCUCAAAUUCUCAGUGGAUAUUGGCUGAAGGCUCAGCGAGUUUCUGUCCACAAAUAAACCAAACAUGUCCUAGCGUGAUCAGAACAGAUGAAUAUUCCGAGUUGACACUUACCUUGUCCCAUACCUUGAGUACUGAACUAGAGUUGAGAUGCCAGUUUGAAACAUUGGUCGAAAACAAGACUAUAUUGAUGAACAGCAGUGUUCCGGGGUAGACAGGGGCGACGAGGUAACGGUUAUGUGCAGCCCUCCGGACUGGACGGAACUAGAACAUUACAUCAAAGGUACGGCCAGUUUGUCUGUCCUGCUCUUCACAAACGUUUCCUCUAAGGCUGUAAUGAGAGGGGAGUUAACUGUGUUUGAAUGCGAAACGUUUACAAGAUGUGGCAAGUGCAGUUUUAGUCGUUGGACAUGCAAAUGGUGUCCUUUGGAGGGACGUUGUAUCAAAGACAAUAAUUCAUGCAAUGGAAAUGAGAGUUCUGAAGAGAUAGAUGAAAAAAGCAGUUGUCCACGUGUUACUAACUACUCUGUUUCUGCUCCAAACAUUUUGGAUGGUUCCGGUGAUGCACACUUAGCGAUUGAGGAAAGUUACAAUAUUACCAUCAAAGGCGUAAACUUUAUUGAGUCGCAUGGUUCUGCAAAUUACCAGUGCUCUAUGAAACACUCGGAUCUACCUGAUGGAAAAAAACAUUUUCCGGCAACAAGAAUUAAUGAGUCCCAGAUUAUGUGUCAAAUCCCAAAGGCUGGCAUACCAAAUAUUCUGGGCUCCACUACAAGUCUACACGUUGAACUUCAGUCAAAACAGCUUGACGGCCAAACGUUGAAAG